GAAUAGAUUUCUUUUAUUAUUUAUUUACAUUUGAUAAAUGAUAAGAAUUAAGGACUGUGAUAGUGCAGAAGUGGUACUACGAUAGACAGUACGAUUAGUAAUGUAGUUCGGUCGAGGUAUAUUUAUUUUCUAUGUUCUUACAAUAAAAGUCGUCACUUUUAUGACUAUUCAUACACAAUUAUUUUUUCAAUGAUCGUUUGCAAGUGACAACUACACUAUACUGUGGUUAUUAAUUUUAUUAUCAUAAAUUUAUAACGACUGAAGAGUGUAACGUAAUUGAAGUUGUUACGUAGGUGCUAUUCUCCGUGUCAAAUUUGGUAUCGUAUAUUAUUAUAUACAAUAUGGUCUCGUCUUUGCCGUAAUAAAACCUUUGACAUUUAACGUGGCUCGUGAUAUUGCGACUUCUAACUCGAGUUUGUGAAAAUUCAUUUAAAAAUUCGUGAUGGACGACGAUGGUCAACAAAGAUCCAAACAGUAUUUGACAACAAUGUUGGAUCACGCUGAAAUGCUCAUUGAAAACAUACGAAAAGAGGCUUUGAAGAUGUCUGAGGAUCUUGAAAACGUUUAUAACAGCGUAGAAGAUGUGAGAAAUUCUAAAUUGUUAGACCACCUGAGUGAAGUUGACAAAGAAGAUAUUAAUCAGUUUGCAAAUCGAAUUAUUGACAGAUGUGAAACAGUUAAUAUCAAUGUGCUUACCACCAGGAGUGAUAGCCAACAAAAUUGUUUAGAAGAAAUCAACACAAUGAUUGACAGAAUAGUGAAUACAUUGAGGGAGGAUCCUGAUAAUGCUAAGGCUAUGUGUCAGGCAUAUAUAGCUUCUUGUAGUCCAUUAGAAAAUGAGCUUGGUUGUAAGGUGUUUGAAACAGCUGUCUUAGGGUGUACGCUUGACGAUCAGAAACGCAUUAUUAAACGUCUACAAGGGCUGUUGGACUAUAUAACUGAAUUUAAAGACAAAUAACUUUACAAAUUUGUCUGUCAUCUGCAAUAAUUCCAUUUGUUUUAACUAUUAUUAAUUGUUCGUUACUAAUUUAAUCUUAAUGUUAAUUGAUUUUCCUGACAAACAUAUAGUGAUAUCAAUUGUUUUUCAAUAUUGCUAUAUUGUUUCAUAUAUUAUUAAUUACACAUUAAACAUUUUUAUACUUGAAAAGUUAUUAUUUAAAGUUUAAACUACUAUGGUAUGACACAAGAGUUCUUAAAGAUAUUUUUUUUCUUUUGUCUUAUUUUUCCUGAUCUCAAUUUUAUUGUGGUUGAAGAAUUUCUGUUGUGGUAUGGAACUGCACCAAAUGAACCUUGAAAAUAAAAAAAAAAUUAGUUAAUUUGUAAUUAUAUUAUAUAUAUAUAUAUA
Aphis gossypii (cotton aphid) is the source of this 1345-nucleotide messenger RNA. Its product is annotated as BAG family molecular chaperone regulator 2. Gene Ontology annotation, molecular function: adenyl-nucleotide exchange factor activity; protein-folding chaperone binding. The transcript has 3 exons. Lineage: Eukaryota; Metazoa; Arthropoda; Insecta; Hemiptera; Aphididae. The record is from RefSeq and is a predicted model, not a curated record. Gene Ontology annotation, biological process: protein stabilization. Bases 443 to 958 code for a protein of 171 amino acids.